Callorhinus ursinus (northern fur seal) is the source of this 1710-nucleotide messenger RNA. RefSeq names its product adrenoceptor alpha 1D (gene ADRA1D). Gene Ontology annotation, molecular function: alpha1-adrenergic receptor activity. Gene Ontology annotation, biological process: positive regulation of MAPK cascade; cell-cell signaling; positive regulation of vasoconstriction. Gene Ontology annotation, cellular component: plasma membrane. The record is from RefSeq and is a predicted model, not a curated record. NCBI's taxonomy places the organism in Eukaryota, Metazoa, Chordata, Mammalia, Carnivora, Otariidae.
AUGACUUUCCGCGACCUCCUGAGCGUCAGUUUCGAGGGACCCCGCCCUGACAGCAGCGCGGGGGGCUCUAGCGCGGGCGGCGGCGGGGGCGGAGCGGGCGGCGCGGCCGCCUCGGAGGGCCCGGCAGUGGGCGGCGUGCCGGGAGCCGCGGGCGGCGGCGGCGGCGGCGUGGUGGGCGCGGGCGGCGGCGAGGACAACCGGAGCUCCGCCGGGGAGCCGGGGGGCGCGGGCGCGGGCGGCGAGGUGAACGGCACGGCGGCCGUCGGGGGGCUGGUGGUGAGCGCGCAGGGCGUGGGCGUGGGCGUCUUCCUGGCCGCCUUCAUCCUCACAGCGGUGGCGGGCAACCUGCUGGUGAUCCUCUCCGUGGCCUGCAACCGCCACUUGCAGACGGUCACCAACUAUUUUAUUGUGAACCUGGCCGUGGCCGACCUGCUGCUGAGCGCCACGGUGCUGCCCUUUUCGGCCACCAUGGAGGUUCUGGGCUUCUGGGCCUUCGGCCGGGCCUUCUGCGACGUGUGGGCCGCUGUGGACGUGCUGUGCUGCACGGCCUCCAUCCUCAGCCUCUGCACCAUCUCGGUGGACCGCUACGUGGGCGUGCGCCACUCGCUCAAAUACCCCGCCAUCAUGACCGAGCGCAAGGCGGCAGCCAUCCUGGCACUGCUCUGGGCCGUAGCCCUCGUGGUGUCCGUGGGUCCGCUGCUGGGCUGGAAGGAGCCGGUGCCCCCUGACGAGCGCUUCUGCGGCAUCACGGAGGAGGCAGGCUACGCCGUCUUUUCCUCGGUGUGUUCCUUCUACCUGCCGAUGGCCGUCAUCGUGGUCAUGUACUGCCGCGUGUACGUGGUAGCGCGAAGCACCACGCGCAGCCUCGAGGCGGGCGUCAAGCGGGAGCGCAGCAAGGCCUCGGAGGUGGUGCUGCGCAUCCACUGUCGCGGAGCCAGCACAGGCGCCGCCGAUGGGGUGCGCAGUGCCAAGGGCCACACCUUCCGCAGCUCCCUGUCCCUGCGCCUGCUCAAGUUCUCCCGCGAGAAGAAGGCGGCCAAGACGCUGGCCAUCGUCGUGGGCGUCUUCGUGCUCUGCUGGUUCCCCUUCUUCUUCGUCCUGCCGCUUGGCUCCCUGUUCCCGCAGCUGAAGCCGUCGGAGGGCGUCUUCAAGGUCAUCUUCUGGCUGGGCUACUUCAACAGCUGCGUGAACCCGCUCAUCUACCCGUGCUCCAGCCGUGAGUUCAAGCGUGCCUUCCUCCGCCUGCUGCGCUGUCAGUGCCGGCGUCGCCGGCGCCGCCGUCCCCUCUGGCGCGUCUACGGCCACCACUGGCGGGGCUCGACCGGCGGCCCGCUCCCCGACUUCGCUCCCGGCCGCGACGCCGCGCCUCCUGGGGCCCCGCUGGCCCUCACUGCGCCCUCGGCCCCCGGCUCCCCUGGCACGCCCGAGGCGCAGGCUCCUGUGGCCGGUCGUCGAAAGCCGCCCUGCGCCUUCCGCGAGUGGAGGCUGCUCGGGCCGUUCCGGAGACCCACCACCCAGCUGCGCGCCAAGGUCUCCAGCCUGUCGCACAAGAUCCGCGCCGGGAGCGCGCAGCGCGCAGAGGCCGCCGGCACCCUGCGGGCGGAGGUGGAGGCCGUGUCCCUGGGAGUCCCCCACGACGUGGCCGAGGGCGCCACCUGCCAGGCCUACGAACUGGCCGACUACAGCAACCUCCGGGAGACUGAUAUUUAG